This is a messenger RNA of Prunus dulcis (almond), 1661 nucleotides long. Its product is annotated as early nodulin-like protein 2. Gene Ontology annotation, cellular component: plasma membrane. The transcript has 4 exons. Gene Ontology annotation, molecular function: electron transfer activity. Bases 84 to 1373 code for a protein of 429 amino acids. The record is from RefSeq and is a predicted model, not a curated record. NCBI's taxonomy places the organism in Eukaryota, Viridiplantae, Streptophyta, Magnoliopsida, Rosales, Rosaceae.
CUCAUUCUUCACAGAAACAGACGCGUUAACAUACAAACAAGAGAGAGCUAGACAAGAAAAGCAGCACUUACAAGUUACGAAACAUGGGCAGACAACUUACAAUAGCCAUUCUUGCCAUAACAGUGGUUGCUCUGCUCCACUCCACAGCAGCACAGCAAACCCAUGUGGUUGGAGAUAAAUUUGGAUGGCUGGUCCCUCCCGGAGGUGCCUACGCUUAUGAAGCCUGGGCUGAAACGCAAACAUUCGCCGUCGGUGACAUUCUUGUGUUCAACUUCACAAACGGUGACCAAGAUGUAGCCAGGGUCACAAAGGAAGCUUUCAAGACGUGCAAUUCAACAAACCCCCUCACACUUAAAACAACUAGUCCUGCCAAUUUCACUUUGGAUACCAUUGGAGAGUACUAUUUCAUUGGCACCAAGGACAAGCGCUGUGAAUUGGGACAAAAGCUAGCCAUCAACGUGACUGCAGAACAUGGAUCCCCUACUCCAAGCCCUGCACCUAAACCCAGCCCUGCACCCAGAGGCGCCGUGACUUACGUCGUUGGUGAUCAUUUCGGAUGGAUUGUCCCGCCAGGCGGUGAACUUGCUUAUGCUACAUGGGCUUAUGGCAAGACUUUCUAUGUGGGAGACACUCUAGAGUUCAACUUCACAACCGGAGAACAAGAUGUAGCCAGGGUGACCAAGGAGGCUUUUGAAUCCUGCAAUAUCACCAAUGCCACAGUUCAGACAGCUGGCCCGGCCUAUUUCAAGUUGGAGACUGUUGGACAGUACUAUUUCAUUGGCACCAAGGACAAGCGCUGUGAAUUGGGACAAAAGCUAGCCAUCAACGUGACUGCUAAUCCUGGACCAAACCCUAGCCCUUCUGUCCCAGCUCCUGCCCCAACCCCCAGAGGACCAGUCACUUACACCGUUGGUGAUAAGUUGGGUUGGAUUGUACCAGGCAGCGGAUAUGCUUAUGCCACUUGGGCUUAUGGCAAAACUUUCAUCGUGGGAGACACUCUAGUUUUCAACUUUGCGAAUGACACACAAGAUGUAGCUGUGGUGACCAAGUCAGCUUAUGAAAACUGCACAACCAACAAUACGAUUGCUGUUUAUUCAAAGAGUCCAGUAAGCAUCCUUCUCAACACCAGUGGUGAGCAUUUCUUCACCUCCACCUACGAUCGCCACUGCGUCUUGGGACAAAAACUAGCCAUUAACGUGACAGCCAGUAGCACAGCCACCUCCCCCUCUGGUUCCGUAGCACCUUCCUCACCUACUACCUCUACCGGUGGCCCGGGAUCUGCUCCUGCUCCAUCAAGCUCUGCCCCUUCCAAGAUUGGCAGCGGACACUUCACCUUCGUGCUCAUUUCCAUGACAGCUUUCUUCUUCUAUUGAUUAUUAGUCGCUAGCUAGCUAUAGCUAGUUCAUGUGUUUUUGUUGUUCCCUUGUAUUAAGUCCUCCUACCUCAGUUCUUUAUAUUUGCAGUACAUAUAUACCCUGAGGCUGCAUUGGUUUGAUUUGAUUUAUAUAAACAUUCAGUUUUUGUACAUGGAUUUCGGACAAAGCUAUUUGUUUGCCUUGUCCUCCAUUGAUCUUUGACACUUGUAAUAAUCAUGGCUGCUCUUCGUUUACAUUGGUGGUUAUAUAUAUGAAUAAUUGCAGCCAUUUACCUGUUUUUAGUUA